AAGAAUUCGGCUCAACUUCCUUUUGUUGAGGGAAGCUCCAGAACUUCCAGCGCUUCAGGAGAGCCAGAGAAGAGCUGCAGGUCUCACAUGGAACCAGUUUUAUUCACAUUAAAGCUUUAUUAAUAAAUAAAAUCCUUCAACUUUCACCAUGUCUGACGGUACCGGACCGCCUCCGGGUGAGGACAAGAAUCUGGAGGUACCCGGUGCUGUGACGGUUUGCAAUCUAGAAAUCCAGGAAAAGAGCCACCAAGAAGAUGCUUUUAAUGAUGAGCACUUCUACUGCGAGAUCUGCCGUAAACAGUUCAUCGAUCAGUGCGACGUCCACGGCCCUCCGUCAUUCACCCCGGACACGCCCACGCCCCUGGGCGUCCCCCAGAGAGCCCUUCUUACGCUCCCUCAAGGCUUGGUCAUCGGUCGAUCCACGACUCCCGAGGCCGGUCUGGGGGUUUUCAACCAGGGCCAGGUUAUUCCUGUUGGAAUGCAUUUCGGACCUUUCGAUGGAGAGGUCAGCGGUCAGGAGAAGGCCGUGGAGAGCGCUCAUUCCUGGGUGGUGUGUCGAGGACGCGACCAGUGUGAUUACAUUGAUGCAGAGAGGGACACUCACUCAAACUGGAUGAGGUAUGUGGUCUGUUCUCAGAACGAGAACGACCAAAAUCUGGUGGCCAUCCAGCAGAGCGGGCGCGUUCUGUUCCGCUCCCGCCGCCCCAUCUAUCCCGGGCAGGAACUCCGAGUCUGGUACGGAGAAGAGUACGCCCGAGAUCUCAGCAGCACCUGGGAUAAGAUCUGGGAUAAGAAGUGUGCAUGUAUAGGAAGGAGCAAGGAGCCGGCCUCACAGGUGUGCCUCUGCCCCUACUGCCAGUACUCCUUUCCGACGGCUUAUUACCUGCACAGACACGUCAGGCGCUCCCACCCCACCGAGUACCCCAACCUCCUGGAAACCCAGAGCCUCGAACUCGACGAGCAGGCGCCGGCGGUGGACCCGGAUCAGUGCCUGCUAGCCUCCGACGCCCUGUCUCCAUCCCAAAUGCAGCCGGUCUCGAAAUCCACCGGCCUGGCGGAUAAAUCGGGUGAAAUCGACGGUUCAGAGGCCGGCGAGACGGACGAGACGAGGAACAAGUGCGGGGACUGCGGGAGGGCGUUCCUGCGCGCGUGCCACCUGAAGAGGCACCAGCGCACCAUCCACUCGAAGGAGAAGCCGUACUGCUGCAGCCGCUGCAGGAAAUGCUUCAGCCAGGCGACCGGGCUCAAGAGGCAUCAGCGGACCCACCACGAGGACGGGGAGAAAGAACCCGGCGAGACCCAGCCGACGGGAACCGGGGACGCCGCGUCGAACAUCUACCCCUGCACCGAGUGCUCGUUCUCCUUCGUCACCAAACUCAACCUGUACAAACAUCUGAAGAGGCACCACCACGGCGAGUACCUGAAGGUGGUGGAGAUGGACUCCUCCGAGAUGUCGCAGGCCGAGGACAAACACGACGCGCCUUAUGAACCCCCGACCAAGCAGCGCAGGUCUGCUCCGAACCCUGGCGCAGACGGGGGUCAGAACAAGAGAGCGUCCACCGGGCGUCCGCGAGGCAGGCCGCCCAAAAUAAAGAAGAAAAACGCCCAGAAAGAUCAGGACGGGCAGAGCAACGGUCCAGAGUCCGUCCAGGCUCCCGCCGACCCCCAGACUCCGGCCGUUCCACCAGAGGGCGACGCAGGAAGCGAGCAGCCCCAGGAGACCCCGCCCUCCUCUCACGUGUGCGGCGAGUGCUUGAGAACCUUCAGCCAGCUCCAUCUCCUGAAAAGCCACGAGUGCAUCCAGCAGGGCGACGGUCCUCACGGCUGCUCCCACUGCGAGCUCUACUUCAACCGCCUGUGUAACCUGCGGCGGCACGAGCGCACCAUCCAUGCCAAGGAGCGGCCCUACUGCUGCACCCUGUGCCUCAAGUCCUUCACCCAGUCGUCCGGCCUGAAGCGCCACCAGGAGAGCCACUCGCGCCGCAGGGCUCACCGGCAGAGCACGGCGCUGGCCAGCGCCACCAUCUACGCCUGCGCCCACUGCCCGUUCUCCUUCACGGCCGAGCGCUACCUGCACAAGCACAUCCGGCGCCACCACCCGGAGAUGAGCACCAAGUACCUGAGCUUCGCCGAGGGCGACGUGGCGCCCAAAGAGCACAGCUGCACCCAGUGCUCCAAGACUUUCCAGACCAUCCGCGGCUUCAAGAACCACGCCUGCUUCCGCCAGGGGGACCAGCUGUACCUGUGCCCCGACUGCGGCAAGGCCUUCAACUGGUUCAACAGCCUGAAGCAGCACCAGCGCAUUCACACGGGAGUGAAACCGUACGCCUGCGCGCAGUGCGAGAAGAGCUUCGUGCACUCGGGGCAGCUGAACGUGCACAUGCGCACGCACACCGGGGAGAAGCCCUUCCUGUGUGCCGAGUGCGGAGAGAGCUUCAGGCAGUCCGGCGACCUCCGGCGGCACGAGCAGAAGCACUCGGGCGUCCGGCCCUGGCAGUGCCCCGACUGCGGGAAGAGUUUCAGCCGGCCGCAGAGCCUCAGGGCGCACCAGCAGCUCCACAAGGGCACCAAACUGUUUCCGUGCACACAGUGCGGGAAAAGCUUCGCCCGCCGCUACCAUCUCACCCGGCACCACCAGAAGAUGCACUCCUGACCAGGUGGAACUCCUGACGUGAUGGAAUUCGCUUAGCAGACUUUGCGGUUUACGUUUGCAUGCCAGGGCGAUUGAUAACGAUGCCAUCUAUUACAGAAAUCAGCCGCGUUAAGAGAUUAGUUGCGGCCGGUCGUUCAGCAAUGCAUUUAAUGCAUGCACGUCUUUUAAAUCUGCAAAAUCUACAGAACCCCAGGCGCUCCCACCCUACAGUCUAUACAGAACCACAAAGCAAAUUGAAUUAAGCGUCAAGGGCGUCUGUUCCCGAAGCACGCUGGGGUCAAGCAAUUUUAAUAAAAAGCAAAUUCUAAAUGAACUGAUCCUGAUGGAUAUGACAACAUGCUUAUAAAAGUGUGGAUGAUGUCUUCAUAUCCCCAGUUUUGUCCUUUCCAGUUCCCCGUAGUGCCGCUUGCACCGUCCCGCUUUGGGCUGCAGUAGGGCCUCAAACUAGGGCCAGUUUCAGAGUGGCAGAGUGCAGGACAAACCCAGCACGACCUCUGCUAGCACAUUAGAGCGUCCACAUUAUUUAACGAAGGCUUAAAGCUCCAGAUCUCUGGAUUGGUCAUUUAUACACCGAUCAGCCAUAACAUUAAAACCACCUCCUUGUUUCUACACUCACUGUCCAUGUUAUCAGCUCCACUUACCAUAUAGAAGCACUUUGUUGCUCUACAAUUACUGACUGUAGUCCAUCUGUUUCUCUGCAUGCUUUUUUAACCUGCUUUCACCCUGUUCUUCAGUGGUCAGGACCCUCAGCACUGCAGUGACACUGACAUGGUGGUAUGAGGGAGUUUUUAAACACCGUGUCCACUCACUGUCCACUCUAUUAGACACUCCUACCUAGUCGGUCCACCUUGUAGAUGUAAAGUCAGAGACGAUCGCUCAUCUAUCGCUGCUGUUUGAGUCGCUCAUCUUCUAGACCUUCAUCAGUGGUCACAGGACGCUGCCCACGGGGCGCUGUCGGCUGGAUGUUUUUGGUCGGUGGACUAUUGUCAGUCCAGCAGUGACCGUGAGGUGUUUAAAAACUCCAGCAGCGCUGCUGUGUCUGAUCCACUCACACCAGCACAACACACACUAACACACCACAACCAUGUCAGUGUCACUGCUGAGGGUCCUGACCACUGAAGAACAGGGUGAAAGGAGGUAACAAAGCAUGUAGAGAAA
Molecule: messenger RNA, 3811 nt
Organism: Trichomycterus rosablanca
Lineage: Eukaryota; Metazoa; Chordata; Actinopteri; Siluriformes; Trichomycteridae
Gene: prdm9
Product: PR domain containing 9
Exons: 6
Coding region: 149-2653 (834 amino acids)
Biological process (GO): regulation of DNA-templated transcription
Molecular function (GO): protein binding; RNA polymerase II cis-regulatory region sequence-specific DNA binding; histone methyltransferase activity
Source: RefSeq, a predicted model, not a curated record